AUGAAAGGUACACACUUCAGCGCUGGUCUUGUCCUGCUCAUUGUCCUCGUCCAGAGCAGCCUGGAGCUCCCGCUACAAGACGACACGACCAGCUCAGAGACAGACUCGAGUCUCCUGGAUGAGAGGAAAGAUAUGAUGCGGGCGAGGAGACAUUCAGAGGGAACGUUCUCGAACGACUACAGUAAAUACCUGGAGACACGGCGGGCGCAGGACUUCGUUCAGUGGCUCAUGAACUCCAAGAGGAGCGGCGGCCCAGCGCGGCGCCACGCUGAUGGCACCUACACCAGCGACGUCAGCUCAUACCUGCAGGACCAGGCGGCUAAAGACUUCAUCACCUGGCUGAAAAACGGGCAGCCCCAACCUGAUGCUGUUCAGACGAGGAGUGUGGACGCGUUACGCAGGAGACACGUGGAUGGCAGCUUCACCAGUGAUGUCAACAAGGUGCUGGACAGCAUGGCUGCCAAGCAGUACCUCCAGUGGGUCAUGAGCUCUCAGGCAUCAGCAAGCGGCAAACGACAUUGAAGUCCCAGAGAAAGACAGAGUGCUUCCCGUUCCUGGAGUGAACCUUUAGGAUGUUGUUCUUCACCCUGAGAAUCUUCAAAUCAU
This is a messenger RNA of Neoarius graeffei (lesser salmon catfish), 606 nucleotides long. It is a transcript of the gene gcga, whose product is annotated as glucagon a. Bases 1 to 522 code for a protein of 173 amino acids. The record is from RefSeq and is a predicted model, not a curated record. NCBI's taxonomy places the organism in Eukaryota, Metazoa, Chordata, Actinopteri, Siluriformes, Ariidae. Gene Ontology annotation, molecular function: glucagon receptor binding; hormone activity. The transcript is spliced from 5 exons. Gene Ontology annotation, biological process: response to starvation. Gene Ontology annotation, cellular component: extracellular region.